Messenger RNA from Anastrepha ludens (Mexican fruit fly), 400 nucleotides. RefSeq names its product DNA-directed RNA polymerases I, II, and III subunit RPABC4 (gene Rpb12). Gene Ontology annotation, cellular component: RNA polymerase I complex; RNA polymerase II, core complex; RNA polymerase III complex. Gene Ontology annotation, biological process: DNA-templated transcription. Gene Ontology annotation, molecular function: DNA binding; zinc ion binding; DNA-directed RNA polymerase activity. Lineage: Eukaryota; Metazoa; Arthropoda; Insecta; Diptera; Tephritidae. The coding region runs from base 131 to 307 and encodes 58 amino acids. The transcript has 3 exons. The record is from RefSeq and is a predicted model, not a curated record.
AACUGUUGUCAAAACAAACACGCUGUCAGAUUUCGCUAGAAUUCAUUGCAUUCACUUUCUUGUUUCUACUGGUGAAAUUUCGUUAUUUGGUUGAAAUUGUGAAUUUAGACUAUCUGCAAAAAGCACAAUCAUGUCCGAGAGCAGCUCUAAGGAUACUGUGUUAAAGACGGCUAUGACCUAUAUCUGUGGCGAGUGCCAUCAUGAGAACGAGAUGCGCCCGCGUGAUCCUAUACGUUGCCGAGAAUGUGGUUAUCGUAUCAUGUACAAGAAGCGUACCAAGCGCUUGGUUGUGUUCGAUGCGCGCUAACUCCCGAACCGUUCAGUGACGUUUUCAAAUAUUAGACUUAAGUGAACUUCUUUCGUAGAAAUAAAUAAAAAUAAAACCCAUAGCAUAAUGAAA